AUGUGACCAAAAUUUUAAAUCGUUUAGUAUUUGUUAUCUGUGUCUAUCAUAGCCAGUAUUCUUUGAAAUCUCUUUAUUUAAUAGUUCAGAAUGAUUGUUUAUCUAGUCGUUGAAACAGCUAUGUGGAAGGCAGUGUUCUAAUUACCAGUUUAAUUUUAGAGUUAGAAGGGUGCUCAGAGAUCAGCCAGUCCAAAGAGGAAAAAUUGCAAAUAUGAGACUGGUGGAAAAAGUAGGAUGCCAUAUCUUUAUUAUAAAUAUCAUAAAAAUAUAAAACAAAGUUUAUACCAGUUAUGGAACUAGGACCAGAUAUCAAAAUAUUAGAUACAAAAUGGAUAAUAUACUGUCUUGUUCUACUAUACUGCCAAACUUUGUGAUUUCAUUGUGUGAUUCUAUAUUUACCUUUUUUCUGUACUUUUAUACUUUAGCUUUUUCAGUACUCCCUGUGCUUCCUUUAAAAUUUUAUUCUUUUUAUAUUCUUUAACAACAACAGAUGGGAUAUGUGAGUUUUAAAUAUAUCUGUAACUGGAAAGAUUUCCUUGUUCAAAGUAGAUUUUGUUAUUUAAUAAUAUUCUUAUUACCCUGUUCCAUUUUGUCUAUUUUUCAUUCAUCACUUAAGGUUUGUGUUUUUUUCGGAAAUCAAAAUUUUCAAACUUGUGCUUGGAUCCAGUAUUCACCAUUAAAAUAUUUUUUUAGAUAAGGAAAUAAAACAUUUCCAAUAAAGCUGAAGUCUCAUCCCACCCAUCCGUAACCAGUCACUCCAUGGAUUCCUCUGGGCAACCUAGACCAGAAGAUAAUCAGUCAGUAGUCAGCAGAAUGCAAAAGAAAUACUGGAAAACUAAACAGGUCUUUAUCAAAGCAACAGGAAAAAAAGAGGAUGAGCACUUGGUGGCGUCUGAUGCUGAACUGGAUGCUAAACUUGAGGUUUUUCACUCCGUUCAAGAGACAUGCAUUGAACUUCUGAAGAUAGUCGAGAAAUACCAGCUAAGACUCAAUGUUAUAUCAGAGGAAGAAAAUGAGCUAGGGCUCUUUUUAAAGUUUCAAGCAGAACGGGAUGCAACUCAAGCUGGCAAAAUGAUGGAUGCCACUGGCAAGGCACUUUGUUCUUCAGCCAAGCAAAGAUUGGCCCUGUGUACUCCUCUGUCUCGUCUGAAGCAAGAAGUAGCAACAUUCAGUCAAAGGGCAGUAUCUGAUACCUUGAUGACAAUUAAUCGGAUGGAGCAGGCGCGCACAGAAUACAGAGGAGCUCUGCUGUGGAUGAAAGAUGUAUCCCAAGAGCUGGACCCAGAUACCUUAAAGCAAAUGGAAAAGUUUAGAAAAGUACAGAUGCAAGUGAGAAAUAGCAAAGCUUCUUUUGACAAGUUAAAGAUGGAUGUUUGUCAGAAAGUGGAUUUACUUGGAGCUAGUCGCUGCAAUAUGCUAUCUCAUUCACUCACUACCUACCAGAGAACACUGCUUGGAUUCUGGGAGAAAACAGCUCGAAUGAUGUCCCAAAUUCAUGAAGCCUGUAUUGGCUUUCAUCCGUAUGAUUUUGUAGCUCUCAAGCAACUACAAGACACUCCAAGCAAGCUUACUGAAGACAAUAAAGAUGAACAAAUAGGCGGUUUUCUUACUGAACAGCUCAAUAAGCUAGGUUUGUCUGAUGAGGAAGCAAGCUUUGAGAGUGAACAAGGAAACAAAGAUCACAAUGAAAAACAUUCUCAAAUGACAGAAUUUGGAGCACCUCAGUUUUCUAACUCUGAAAAUGUUGCAAAAGAUCUACCUGUAGAUUCACUGGAAGGAGAAGAUUUUGAGAAGGAAUUCUCAUUUCUGAACAACCUCCUAAGUUCUGGUUCCUCAAGUACUAGUGAAUUUACCCAAGAAUACCAGACUGCCUUUGGGAGCCCCAGUGCCAGUCUCACGUCCCAAGAGCCUUCCACGGGGUCUGAGCCCCUCGCUCAUUCUUCUCGAUUCCUUCCUUCACAACUCUUUGACCUUGGCUUUCAUGUGGCUGGAGCGUUCAACAGCUGGGCCUCCCAAGAGGAAUCAGAGCUUCGUCUUUCACACACUGAUAACCAGCCAGUGCCUUCACAGAGUCCAAAGAAAUUAACAAGAUCCCCCAACAAUGGCAACCAAGACAUGUCAGCCUGGUUCAAUCUGUUUGCAGACUUGGAUCCACUUUCAAACCCAGACGCUAUUGGACACUCAGAUGAUGAACUACUUAAUGCUUGACUGAAGUUAUAAUGUCACUUCAGUGACCUUGAGACAUGAAUUUUGCAACGUAUUUCCUUUGUGGAAAGGAGUUCCUAUUGUAAUCCACACACAAAAGCACGGUGUUUGUGAAUAUAACACCUGUCAGCCAACUUUAGACAGAUGGUAAAGACCACAUUUGAAUAAGUACACAUCUUUCAUAUCUUGGAUUUGCAGCUGUUGGUACUAUGUGGAAAAUAUUAGAAACUUCUAUGUGGAAAAUAUUAGAAACUACAGAGUCUGUGAUAUUUAGAUACUGAAAUUUAUGUCAAAAUAAUGGCUAGCAAUAAUUCUGUCAAUAUGGAGUUGAGCUCAUUUCUUUGGAAACCCUUUUAAGUUGCCUUGCUGGCUGUGAGAAUUUUAUAUGUGGAUAAAAAAGAUAGCAUGUAAAUUGGGUUGUGGUUUGGGGUCAGUUUUUAAAUGAAAUAAAUAGUAGCAAGGAGGAUUUUCUGUUUUGGAAAACAGCAUUAGAACCAGACCAGCUUUGUUUUGGGUUAGAGAGACAGAAUAAGAUUUGAGAACUCAGUUUGCUUUAAUGAAAUCACAGAGAAACUUGGUACUUGUUUUUCUUCAUUUGGAGGCUAAAAUGUAAUGUUUUUUCAUUCACACAAAAUAAUGGACACUCCCUAAUUCCAUUAUUAAAUCUUGAAGAGGAAGUAGCAGGAUAAUUAAUUUGCUAAGCCCAUCCUCUGCAGAAACAGAAAAGUCUAUCUUCCCAUCAUCUCCUAAAACUCAGAAUGCACAGUAAUACUUCUUAAGGCUUGUACAAGUGUCUUCAGACCCACUUUUUUAUACACUUGCUAUAUAGUAUUAUGCAGUAUUUAUAUUAUUCCUGAAAAUAAAAUGAUGGGAGAAUAUUCCCUAAGCAACUGGCAAUAGUAUUCCUGAAAUACCUAGAAAUUUCUAUCUGAAUGAGGGAGACACUUAUGAACACCUUAUCCUUACAUAUAUUUGCAUACUUAUCCCGUAUUUUGUGACAUAAUUUAACCCAGAAUUACUUUCUGGCAGACAUACAGAAAGCUCUGCGUGAUCAAUAAGGGAGUGUCUCAUUUUUCUACUUCCCUCUUUCUGUGGGUGACAUAAUCUGAAGCUCUACUUGAUUACUAAGCAAAAUCUGUUACCCCUACAGGGUUUAGAACCUAAGUAUUCGAGAGGAAGGCUAUUUAAUGGAAGUUAGUGUAAGCUGAUAAAAACAUAGCUACUGUACACACACAUCAAUCACUCAAUUUCCUGUCCUUUUUUCUUGCCCACCCUUUAAUUAAUUUUGAAGCAAUUUCCUAAGUGUUUUAUAUUUGUCAUCCAGUCCAUUGCAUUUUCAUAAGAAGACAUUUUGACUGGCCGGGUGCGGUGGCUCACGCCUGUAAUCCCAGCACUUUGGGAGGCCAAGGCAGGCAGAUCACAAGGUCAGGAGAUGGAGACCAUCCAGGCUAACAUGGUGAAACCCCGUCUCUGCUAAAAAUACAAAAAAUUAGCCAGGUGUGGUGGCGGGCGCCUGUAGUCCCAGCUACUCCAGAGGCUGAGGCAAGAGAAUGGCGUGAACCUGGGAGGCGGAGCUUGCAGUGAGCUGAGAUGGCGCCACUGCACUCCAGCCUGGGCAACAGAGCAAGACUCCGUCUCAAAAAAAAAAAAAAAAAAAAAAAAAAAAAAAAAAGACAUUUUGACUAAGUUAUUCACAGUAGCUUCCAUGUGCUCUUAGUUCUAUUCUAAACAGGCUUAUUUAGAAGAGGAUUGCUUGUAAUGUUUGUCAUGGUACAUAGAAAACAUUGGACCAGAGUAGGUGAAAUGCAGUCCAUAUCCCAUCCAUAGCCAUCUAUAAUAGUAACUGCCCACAAGCUCUCCAGAAAACUACUACAAUGGCCAAGUACAGUUUAGGCUGGAAGGACCUUAUCUGAAGGUCAGAAACAUUGACUCAGAUAAAAGGUAUGAAGUCUUUCCAUAAAAUCUUUUCACAAUAUUACUCCUAUUUCUUUAUUUUAGAUUUUAAUGAGCCAUUACUUAUCUCUUUAGAAGCCUUUUUUAAGUCUUCCUUUAUACUCAGUGAAAUUUCCCAGAAUGCAAUACUGCACUGUUCUGCCAAGUUCCAAUCACCAAGAUAUGAUCAUGAGUCCCAGUCUGAAUUCUAUACCCAUGGUGACUCUGGUGCUCUCAACUUUUGAGUGCCUCAGAAAAUGCUAAAACUUUGGCUGGGCAUGGUGGCUCACACCUGUAAUCCCAGCACUUCGGGAGGCCAUGGCGGGUGGACCAUUUGAGGGCAUGAGUUUGAGACCAGCCUGGCCAACAUGAUGAAACCCUGUCUCUACUAAAAAUACAAAAAUUAGGCAGAUGUGGAGGUACAUGCCUGUAAUCCCAGCUACUCAGGAGGCUGAGGCAGAAGAAUUGCUUGAACCCAGGCAGCGGAGGUUGCAGUGAGCCGAGAUUGCACCACUGCACUCCAGCCUGGGCGACGGAGCGAGACUCCGUCUCAAAAAAAAAAAAAAAA
Molecule: messenger RNA, 4705 nt
Organism: Nomascus leucogenys (northern white-cheeked gibbon)
Lineage: Eukaryota; Metazoa; Chordata; Mammalia; Primates; Hylobatidae
Gene: ICA1L
Product: islet cell autoantigen 1 like
Exons: 14
Coding region: 760-2208 (482 amino acids)
Biological process (GO): regulation of transport
Cellular component (GO): Golgi apparatus
Molecular function (GO): protein domain specific binding
Source: RefSeq, a predicted model, not a curated record